This is a messenger RNA of Pollicipes pollicipes, 1293 nucleotides long. RefSeq names its product integrin beta-PS. The record is from RefSeq and is a predicted model, not a curated record. Gene Ontology annotation, biological process: integrin-mediated signaling pathway; cell-cell adhesion; cell-matrix adhesion. The transcript is spliced from 6 exons. Lineage: Eukaryota; Metazoa; Arthropoda; Thecostraca; Pollicipedomorpha; Pollicipedidae. Gene Ontology annotation, molecular function: integrin binding. Bases 72 to 905 code for a protein of 277 amino acids. Gene Ontology annotation, cellular component: integrin complex; focal adhesion; cell surface.
GCCAGCCGCUGCUGAUUGUUCCGGUGUGCGGCGAACCUGACGCACCGUCAGCGAGGCUGCUUUUGACGACCAUGGUGCGCGCCCGUCACUUUCUACUCCUGGCGGCGUUGGCAUGGGCCACCUCCUCGGGCGGCGCUCAGCAGCCGGAGGACUCCUGUCCUCCCGAGGACAGCUGUCGGCCGGGCGCUUCCGAACCUGUCUGCAGCGGGCGUGGCACGUGCGAGUGCGGCGCCUGCGCCUGUGACGUCCGCCCGAAUCCCAGCGAGCGGUACAGCGGCGUCUUCUGCGAGUGCGACAACUUCUCCUGCUCCCGGCGGGACGGCCAGCUCUGCGGUGGCUCAUCCAGGGGCCAGUGCGUCUGUGGCCUCUGCCGCUGUGCUCCGGGCUGGACCGGGGAGGCCUGUGGAUGUUCGACUGACACCGACACUUGCGUCCAGCCCGGGUCGGAUCGCGUGUGUUCGGGCCGCGGCACCUGUGUCUGCGGCCAAUGCAGCUGCAGCAGUCACGCCGGCGAGGCCUACUCCGGACGCUUCUGCCAGACGUGCCCGACGUGCGCCGGCAGCUGCGUCACACUGAAGCCCUGUGUAGAGUGUCGGGCCUUUAACGCCGGCCCGCACAAAGACAACUGUGAUGCCCAGUGCGGCUCUGUUCGGCAGCUCAAGCGCGUCACCAACCUCACUGUCGCGGACGCCUCGGAGCAGCUGUGCCACUUCGUGACUGCUGACGGCUGCCGGUACCGAUUCGUCGCCACGGCGGUCGGCGCCGUGCGCGUGGCGGCGGAGCUCCAGUGCCCCCCGGGCGUGUCCCACGGCUGGCCCUCGCCCCAAAGGGCGGCCGGAACAGCGGCCGCGCCUGUCACGCUUGCGACGGCGUCGGCGGUGCUUUUUGCCUGCCUGCUGCGCUAGUGCGAAGAUGGUUUUUACUGCCGAGUCGAGUGGUGUAAAAAGGAAUGUGUGAUGGGACAAAGCGUCGCGCUUCGUCGCGCAGUGGGGCGGGCGAUGUCUUUGAAGGCUUGUUUGUGAUCGAUAUUUCUGCGAAGCACUCGAUCCGUGCGUCAAAAAAACUGCCGCCGGCCCGUACAGCACGGGCAGGCGACAACCACAAGCUGGUCGUCCAAUCGUGGUCGUUCAUUUGUGUCAGAAGCCAAGAGCCCAAAAACGAAAGUUUGCAUCCAUCGAUUUUCUAUCCAGUUUUUGUUGCUUUCUGGUGGCUUUAACUCCCUCUCUCUGUCUCUAUCUCCGUCUAUCUGUCUGUCUGUCUGUCUGUUUGUCUGUCUGUCUGUCUGUCUGUUGU